Messenger RNA from Vitis vinifera (wine grape), 717 nucleotides. Its product is annotated as rapid alkalinization factor-like. The transcript has a single exon. The coding region runs from base 109 to 483 and encodes 124 amino acids. Lineage: Eukaryota; Viridiplantae; Streptophyta; Magnoliopsida; Vitales; Vitaceae. The record is from RefSeq and is a predicted model, not a curated record.
CCGACAAUUGGUCCCGCUGAACAGCAACUGGGCUCAUGGGGUCACAGUGCUGCUUUAAAUCCUCUCUUCUCAACUGCAACACGCCCCAGGCUCCACCCAGAUCAAAAUAUGGGAGUUGAAGUGAGAAGAGGUCCUCCUUUGCUGGCAACAACAGUACCGAUUCUGAUAAUGCUCCUCCAUGCACAUAUCUGUAGAGCUGUGUCGCCUGUGAGGGGCAACUCCUCCACAAGAGGGUGCUGCAAUGGCGACCAAGAGGAGUGGCUGGUUGGGGACAUAGCCCCGGAGGAGGAGUUUUUGAUGGGUUCUGAAACAAACAGGAGGAUGCUGAGCACCAUUCAUUACACUGACGGCUACAAAUUUCCCAAGAAACCAGCUGCGCCUUGUGGACGGGGUAAAGGCUAUAGAACUUGCCUCCCCAGAGGAAACAAAGGCGGUAAACUCAAACAAAAAUGUGGCGAUUACACGCGUGACUGCUAUCAUUGAUCUCGCCUAUCCCUCAUUUUUUAUCUUUUCAUUUUGGUGUUCAGUAGUGUAAGCCCCAUGAAAUUUCCCAACAUUUCAAACUCCCUUGGCAGGAAGUGUAUGUUAGAAAAAUUAUUUGCUUCUCCCAUUAUUUGUGGUCCUCUGGCUAGAACUUAUUCAACAAUGAUGCUGCUUUAUUCGCCUGUAACUUCUCUUUCUUCGAAUUCUAUGUUAUAUAUGUUGUGUUCUUAUGGA